Molecule: messenger RNA, 2526 nt
Organism: Penicillium diatomitis
Lineage: Eukaryota; Fungi; Ascomycota; Eurotiomycetes; Eurotiales; Aspergillaceae
Exons: 3
Coding region: 1-2526 (841 amino acids)
Biological process (GO): positive regulation of transcription by RNA polymerase II; aromatic amino acid catabolic process
Cellular component (GO): nucleus
Molecular function (GO): DNA-binding transcription factor activity, RNA polymerase II-specific; zinc ion binding
Source: RefSeq, a predicted model, not a curated record
AUGGACGGGGCCAGGCCAUCCCGUCCCGACCGUCCAUAUCAGCGCACCUACAAGGCUUGCAUUCCAUGUCGGCAACGCAAGGCAAAGUGCGAUCUGGGAACGGGUCCAGACGGACUUCCAAUCGGCCCACCAUGUGCGCGAUGUCGCAGAGAAAUGCGAGAGUGCAUCUUCCCUGAGAAGCGCGCUUGGGAGAGGUCGCGCAAGCGCGGUCGAUCGCCAGAUGACAACGAAUCUGAGAUCUCACCACCGGAACGUCAAUAUUCGAGCACAAUCGCCGUCGCGGACCACGCCGGGAGUGGUCAAUCCUCGCAAGCUGGACCUCCGCCUCUACAAUAUGACCUCCACUCGACGAGUCCAUUCCAACAAAGCUGGACCUUUGCGCCACCCCAGCAAUCACCACAUGACGCACGCAGCCCUCAGGUUGGCAUCAGUCCGCAGUCAAACGCGGAUGGAUCGGUCAUUGCAAGCUCAUCUUCGGCAAAUGCGUAUGGAGAGUCUCGACACCGGUCCGGUUCCAUCUUAGCAAACUCGAUGAUGCGGACGGUCGUAGCCAGUGGGAACGAUGCUCUCAACAUUUUAUUUGAAGCGGCAACCGCCAGCCAGGAGGAUAAUGCCCCGAGUGGUGAAAGUCCAGCGUACGGGAUAGAGUCCAGAGGGGGCGGUCCAAACGGACACUUUCACACAACUCCUAAGAACUUUGAAAGCCCAGCUGCCUUCGAGCCAAUUCUGCGAGCCAGACGUUCAGUGGAGUUGUCCGAGGUAACAACCGAAAUCUUACGGGUUUGGGAAGCGUGCCGAUUUGUGAAAAUGGGCUGGUUCACUGCUCGCGAAGCGGUGACUUUCCUCGACUUAUUCUACAAAAACAUGUCAUGUCUGUCACCAAUUCUUACUGACUUUUACGCCAACCACCAAAACCACUUGACACUCCUUACACGAGAACCUGUUCUGUGUUCUACUAUUCUUAUGAUCUCGUCUCGUUACCACAUUCUACCUGGCGCCGGUGGAGAGUCGAGGAACUUCUAUAUCCAUCAUCGUCUCUGGCAGUACUGUCAGCAAUUGAUCACACGGCUUAUUUUCGGCCAAGAAAAAUCCACCAAAUCCAAGAUCAGGAGUCUCGGGACUGUCGAAGCCCUCUUGCUGAUGGCUGAAUGGCAUCCCCGCUCACUUCAUUUCCCACCGGACGCUGACGGCUGGGAUGAUGAGCUCUUCUCGAUGGACUUGGUUAGCCCAGAUCAUGCGGAACGGAGCAAAUCAUCGGAAAGUCGCUGGAUCGGAGACAUGACUGAGCCCUCGCGCAGGUCAGAUCAAAUGUCGUGGAUGCUGCUCGGAUGUGCGCACUCGCUGGCUCAUGAGCUAGGGCUAUUUGACACGGAGGAGAGUGACCCCUGUACCGAUGACCAGCAAUGGAAAGAGCAGAUCAGGCUUCGGCGCCAGCGAGACCAACGGCUUCUCUACGUGUAUAUGAAUCAAUUGGCUUGGCGUAUUGGACGCACGUCUCCGAGUCCCCAGUCACUCAAUCAUGCCGUCCUCGGAGGACGCAAGCCCCGUGGAUUGAGUCAACCCGGAAGCACGUGGCUGGUGUUCAUGGACUCAUGGAUUGAACUCACAAAGUUGGCCCAGUCGGUCACUGACAUGUUCUUCCCAUCGGCCAAGUUUGCCCGUCAACAGCUCCACAGUGGUCGCUAUGUCGGCCUACUCGAGCACUUUCGGCCCCUGCUAAAUCAGUGGAAAGACAAAUACCUGCAGCCCAGCAACCUCGACACUGCAUUCUACAACGAUCUCUUUAUCGAGUAUCACUUUGUGCGCGUAUACACUCACUCUGUUGGCAUGCAAGCCGUGGUGGAGCGUGCCGUGGCUCACGCCGAUCUGAAUAAUCUAGACGACGUUCGCCCCAUGACUAUCGAUCCGACCGACUACGAAUACAUUCAAGAGGUGAUCGAUGGGUGCUGCCAGAUCCUGCAAAGGGUCACCAAUCUUGCAGAUGUAGGAGCUCUGCGAUUCUCUCCGGUGCGCAUCGUUCUUCGAGUCACCAGCGCCUCAAUCUUCUUAAUGAAGGCACUCAGCCUCGGCACUCGAGAAAAAACGCUGCGCGAAUCACUCGAGGUCCUUGAGAGGAGUAUCAGCGCACUCAAAUCUAACGCCCUUGACGAUGUCCACCUCAGCACUCGCUAUGCCACGCUAUUGGAGAUGCACGUGUCCCGUUUGCGACGGAAUCUUCUGGCGUCCUCAAAGAUUCUGAGACACAAUGACUCUACGAAUCACAACAGCCGCGGGGUCACUCGUCGCUCGUCAAUGGGACCUCCAUCCUGGCCAGAAAAUGGUGAUCGACCAAGCGCAGUCAACGCACCUGCGCCCCAAGAUAUGACCUCUGACAUGGGCUUCGUGCCUUCUCUGGGCGACAUGGCGGACGACUGGUUGUCCUUGCCAUUUGACCCUUCAAUGGCGCCAUUCGGAAUGAGUAGCAAUGCUCAAUUCCCGAUGUACGAGAGUGGUGGUUUGGACUUUAUUUGGAACCUCCCGUCGUAG